CAUUGUCAAGCGACACAAGGCAGGAAGGCCAACGUCGGUCUCCGAGUAAAGGGUCAGAAAGAUUAGGUGAAAUUUAGCUAUGGCGUUACGGGUGAUACGCCUGCUUAUACCUUCAGGUGCAGCUCUCAAGGCAGGUGGACCUAUACAGAAGGCAGGAAUCCACACAAGUACUGUAAACAACCUGCAGUAUGGUUGGUUUGCAUACGCAUUGGGUGAGAGGACAAGCCCCAGACUAAAGGAGAACAGCAAGAUCAUCACUAUCGAUGGCAACUUGGCUUCAGGAAAAGGGGCCCUAGCUCAAACGCUUGCAGAGAAGUUGGAUAUGCUGUACAUGCCUGAGGCCGACAUUCACUAUGUGGACCGAAUUACCGAUGAGAAGGAACCGCUGGAUGCCAAAUUCAAUGGGAACUGCAGCUUGGAGAAAUUCUACAUGGACCCCAAGGCAAAGGACGGCAACUCGUACCGCCUCCAGGUCUGGAUGUAUCAGAUGCGGCUGCUGCAGUACGCAGAUGCCGUUGAGCACCUGCUCACCACAGGCCAGGGGGUCGUUUUGGAGCGUUCUCCCUUCAGUGACGUGGUGUUUUUGGAGGCCAUGAUGAAACAGGGGUACAUAAGGAAACAGUGUGUGGAACACUACAAUGAGAUCAAGAACAUCAGCAUCUGUGAGUUCCUGCCUCCUCACCUGGUUAUCUAUGUGGACCUCGCCGCAGAGGAGGUGCAGAAGAAACUGAAAGCUUCAGGCAAGUCAUAUCUUCAGAACGUGUCCUUACCAUACCUGAAGAGCAUUGAGCAGGCAUACAAAACAACCUUCUUGCCCAGCAUCAGUGAACAAUCAGAGGUUCUUGCCUAUGACACAACACAGGUCAAGGAUGUUGAUAAGGUUGUUGAAGAUAUUGAGUAUCUGAAGUUCGAGAAAGGGCCCUGGAAGGAUCAGGACGACGUCUCUUACCAUCACAUGAGAAUUUUGGCGGAGGACAAACAGUUUGUGGCUAACAUGACCUGCAUUCCCCGCUACCUGCCCGAGAUCACCGUCAGCGCCCACGAAGUGGAUGACACAUACUACGCCUUUAAAUCCCGUCCCGGAAAGAAAUACGCAGAAGGCUACAACGCAGACGCGGGAGACCAGAACAUCCUGUUCAAGUGAACGGUUGUGGCAGUAAAAUCAAACCCACCCCACCUUCACCAUUUCAACACCUGUCUAUCAGAUCCACUGAGCUAAGAAAUGUGUGGAGGUAUAAGGUCCUUGUGAAGCAUAAAUAUGUACAUUAUUAUUGUUGGAAAAAAUAUAUAUUAAAAAGUCAUCAUCUUUGGGUCUUA
This is a messenger RNA of Clupea harengus (Atlantic herring), 1317 nucleotides long. It is a transcript of the gene ndufa10, whose product is annotated as NADH:ubiquinone oxidoreductase subunit A10. NCBI's taxonomy places the organism in Eukaryota, Metazoa, Chordata, Actinopteri, Clupeiformes, Clupeidae. Gene Ontology annotation, biological process: mitochondrial electron transport, NADH to ubiquinone. Gene Ontology annotation, cellular component: respiratory chain complex I; cytoplasm. The record is from RefSeq and is a predicted model, not a curated record.